This is a messenger RNA of Meloidogyne enterolobii, 1728 nucleotides long. The record is from the annotation of a GenBank genome assembly. NCBI's taxonomy places the organism in Eukaryota, Metazoa, Nematoda, Chromadorea, Rhabditida, Meloidogynidae.
GCUGUAAUCAGUAUCAGAGCUUCAUCAAAAUUUCCCUUCUUUUAUAGAAAAUUUCCCUUACUUCCUAGCCUUGAUUGGAUUAGAGAAAAUUUCUUUCCUCCCCUUAAGCCAAUCACGAAACAAAAAUUUUCGAUCAUUUUUGUGCAGCUCUUGUCCAGCAUCGUUUUUUACCUCUAGCAGGUUUCCUAUAUUUUUUGGUUUCUCAAAACUUGAGGGAUUUAUCGAAAAUUCAACAUAUGGGAUAAAAUGUCCACUUUUUUUAAAUAUCAUUUUUUCAGAUGGUUGAACGGUCGAGAUGGAAAUGUUUGGGUUUGGGUGAUGGGGGAGCACCCAAGUGACUUGAGCAUUGAGCAAAUUUUGGAGAAUGAGGCAAAAGAAAGAGCAAAAAAUUUGGCAGAGAAGGAGGAUAUUGAGAGGACAGAAGACAUUCAAAGCUUAAUUGACCUAGAAGAGGCUGCUCUUAAAUCUGAAUUGGCCAAAAUUGAUUUAAAUCAGAAUGGGACUGAUUCUGAGCUGGACAAUAAGACUGAUUCUCAUUCUCCCUAUGAUGAAUUACCCGAUGAAAGCAGCAUAAAUGAUGAUAUUCUUGAAAACAAUAUUGCAACAACUCGUUCAUUUGGCCAAAAAGUCAAUAAUUUAGUAGACUCUCGACUUCAAAACAAUGGAUAUUUAACCGGCAAAAUGAUUAUGGCGGAUAAAACAAGUCUGUCUUCUCCAGAUUCAAAUGAAAUUUAUGAUAAUCUGGUUUCUCCGUCUCAUUCUGCUGCCAAUUUUGCCCCACAAAAUUCUUAUGAGAUAAGAAGGCAAUCAACCUUUGACAAAUUAAAUGGCACCAAAAGAAUCGAUAUUAAACGAAAUGAGCGUUCUAUGCCUCCACCAAUACCUGAAAAACCUGCAAGUUUGCGAAGAACAAUUAGCAGCCAUAUGGGAAAUGAGACACGUUUUGUGCAUCGGGAUGAUGGGGAUGAACAAAAUUUGGAAUUUAACACAAUUCGAAGCUAUAUUCCACCUGAAGAAAUCGAAAAAAGGCAAUCUAAAAUUUUUGAACAAUUAAAAGAACAAAGAGACAGAUUAGAACGUGAAGCAGAAAUGGAGGCUCGUCGAGAGCAGGCUGAAUAUGAAGAAAGGAAACGAAAAGCUCGAGAAGCAGAGGAAUCUGUUAGACGAAUUGCAGCACGAGCGAGGGAUCAACAUAGAAAGAAUAUGCGAACCUCUGAUGCACUUUUACCUCUUUUCAAAGAGAAGCCAACAUGUGCAAAUUCUAUUAGAGAUGCUCUCAGAGCUUUGCCUAGACCUCCAAAGCCUAAAAGUCGACGAGCAAUUUUAACUUGGUUUUGGAAUUCUGAGUUAGAACAAUGGAGAGGACAGGCACCUCCAAAGUGGUUUCAUGGAAUCAUUUCCCGAGAAGAAGCCGAAAAACUUUUAAUUGGCAAACAAACAGGAGCUUUUCUUGUCCGCGUCACUGAACGUAUUUUUGGAUAUACUGUCUCCUACAGAGCUGUGGAAGGAUUGAAAAAUUUUCUUGUUGAAAGAAUUGUUGAUGGAUACCAGUUUAUGGGUACAAAUCAAUUGGUUCAUUCAACACUUGCUGAGCUUGUUUUUUAUUACCAAACACAUCCAAUAACUCUUAAAGGUAGUGAAGUAUUAAUUGAACCUGUUGGACAGGACAAAACACCUCCAGAUUAUGAGGAUCUUUUUCAACCUUUUGUUGAAGGACAUGAGGACUAA